UUUAAACCUGGCAUCAAUCAAUUAGAUAUGAAACGCCGUUGCAAUAUGUAAACAAAUGUACUUCGAGACUGUUGUACUGGGUUGCGUGCCAACUGAUUCCGUAAUUAUUCCACCCAAGAACAUCUGAUAGGGAAGAUAUAUCAUCAUAUGAUCACACCAGGAAGUUGAUACUCCAUAGAAAGUGCAUUAUCUCUUUGGCAUGAGCUACUGUAUGUAUUUUGAUAACAAGCUAAAUAUAUAGCCAUCACACCAGCGCGCAACUGGAUUCAUCCUCUUACAAAACUGAGAUGGAGUUUGUGAUCAGCACCACAUGGGACAGCCUUCCUGUGGAUCAUGACCCUGUGAAGGUGACGUUUUCUCCCGGGGAUGGAGGGAUGAAGAUGCAGGUGUCUGCUCCCUUCUUCAACAACCCCCCUGGUCCCUCCGGCCCUCCAGGACAGCCCUUCCCUGGCCUCUGGAACUAUGAAGUGGUUGAGGCGUUCUUUCUGGACAGUACUACUGUGAACUAUCUAGAGGUGGAAGUGUGUCCACAUGGACAACAAUUGGUGUUACUGCUCUCUGGAAGAGGUCACGCAUUCAUGCAACAACUGCCCCUGUCGUUCACGGCAACCAUCACAGGAAACAGGUGGGAGGGUGAGGCUCUUCUCCCCUGGUGUUACUUCCCUCCUAACGUCAACAAGAUGAACUCGUACGCCAUCCACGGGUCCGGGGCGGGGCGUACCUACGAGUCCCUCUACCCUGUCCCCCAGGCUGACCUAGUGGAGGGACAGAAACCCAACUUCCACCUCUUGGAAUAUUUCCAAGACUUUCGCCUGCAAAGCAUCAUGGGAGAGGACUGGGUCCAGCCCGAGUCGGAUCUCUGGAAGGGAAAGUGAUGAGUCGUGAGAACACACACACUGGAACACACACGCGUGAUGACAGCGGGCGCGACCAAAGUCACGGAGGAGGAACAAUCGAUCUUGAUUAGUUAAUGAUGUCAGACUGGAUGAAAUAUGUUAUCAGUUUGUCAGAUGGUAUUAACACCUCACCUCAAACAGCCUUUUACCAACUGCCAGAGGCCUGGUUCAAAAAGUUUUUAUUUUUCUAUGAAUGAAAGUGAGAAUCAAAGUUUAAUAUAUCUGUGCUUUCUGUUUUAUAGAUUUCUGCCUUUUUUUCUGAAAUGAAAGACCAUUGAAUUUGAUCAUUUUCAAUGGUACCUCCAAUUCAUAGCUGGAGUAUCAUUGUUAUUCAAUUAGAUGAAGGCUUAUCAUGACGAGUUUACACUUUUGAUUCAUGGUUUCUUGCAAUGCAUUGAUCAUCACACACCAAUAUGUCUGUAAUUCAUAAUUGUGACCAAUUCUACUGUGCUGAAGCAAGGCUGUUUUUCUUCAAUUAUUCCUGGGCAAAUGGAAAUGGAUUGGCCUCAUCCCAAAUGGCACCCUAUUCCCCGUUUAGUGCACUACUUUUCAAAAGUAGUUAACUACAUAGGGAAUAGGGUGCCAUUUGGGAUGCACACAUUGAGAUAAUUAGUAGUCAGUUGAUAACGGCCAUAUGUGCCUUUUUUGUAAUGAUGUAAAAUGAGCUCUUGAGUCGUCAUUACUUCUGGGAUCCAUAUAGGACUGUUGGCUGAUGGAAUGUUAAUGUAGGUAGAUAGGCUGCAGACGACCUAAUAAAUACACUAAACUGUG
Molecule: messenger RNA, 1667 nt
Organism: Salvelinus fontinalis (brook trout)
Lineage: Eukaryota; Metazoa; Chordata; Actinopteri; Salmoniformes; Salmonidae
Gene: c5h4orf33
Product: chromosome 5 C4orf33 homolog
Exons: 6
Coding region: 288-875 (195 amino acids)
Source: RefSeq, a predicted model, not a curated record